AUGUCUUUAGAGCAGGACGUGAACACGGAUUUAACAGGGCCGGUUUCGCAUGCGAACGAUGAGCAGCCGCGUUCUGUGCGACCGGAUACUCCGGAAACAGAGUCUGGCCCAAUGGAUGUACGCGAAGAGGGUCCCAAACCCAUCAAGAAGGAAGAGCCGUUACUGUCAGAGUCCGAGACCGACAUUGAUGAGUCGAUCCCGCUGCCGUCCAACAGAACUAGGAGGCUGCACUAUCUCAUGAGGAGAAGCUCGGACGAGAACGACUCUGACGACGAGCCGGGCUCCAAGAAACGGGUGCAAAAACGGUCUGCUUCGCAAAACUCUCGGUCUUCAGAGCGCAAGGUGAGCGGCAGAAGCGGGAAAGACGCCUCAGGAAGGUCGCUUUUGCAGCGCCACUGUGCAAAAGGUCAUUACGACGAGGCCAAACAGCUCAUCGAGAACGGAGCAGACGUGAACGAGGCAGAUUUCGCAGGCAACACGCCGCUCCACGAAGCCGCUCUGGAGGGUUAUUUGGAUGUCGUUGAGCUGUUGUUGGAUAACGGGGCGGACAUAAAUGCGCAAUCUGCCCAUAUCGACAAAGACACUCCCUUGAUUGACGCGGCUUCUAAUUUACACUACGAUGUGGUGCGCACGCUGCUGGACCGGGGAGCGAAUCCGUGCUUGGUGAAUUCCCAAGGCGACUCUGCGUUGGACUCUGUUGAACGAGAUCGCGACCUGAACGAUUUGGAGGAGGAAGAGCUCAACAGAGUCAAGAAGCUCAGAAAGCUACUUGCACAGGCCACUCGAGAAUACAAAAAGAAACACGCCAAGCGCCAAAGCUCAGGCCCAGGAACAGACUCUGAAAAAGAGGAGGUUUCCAAACGGUCGAGCGCCAUAUUCUUUGAUCCCUUCUCGAAAGAGGGCAGAUCUGAGAUCUACCACAAAAUAUCGGAGAACGACGUCACGUUUGUGCUCAACUACGUUUCGAACCUUGCAGGAAGCAAGAUUUCCCCCGACUUGCUGUGUUUGGCUGCCAAGCAUGGCCAUACCGACAUCGCCAGUUUGCUUAUUGCAUUUGGAGCCAAGGUGGAUUACGUUGACAAGAACGGAAUGACACCUCUGAUGCACUCGGUCGGAAAGGACCAUAUUGACAUGGUCAAGCUGCUUUUGGAAAAUAAGGCAGACGUGUCGCUGACGGACAAACAUGGUCGUACGGCGAUUGACAUACUACAGGAGAGCUACGUUUUUGACGACGAGGAGAUGAGGAUUUUGACAGAGGCGGGCCAAAACAGCUCCAAAAAACGAAAAGAACGGGCCGAGACACCAGAGAAUGACCGGAAAAAAAGCGACGUGAAGAAAAUAAAACACAAGCCAUCCACAGACAGUGACACGUCGGCGCGUUCUGCCUCGCAAACGCCGGCUGCCACGCGUGUUCCGACGCCUCUGAAACAGGAACCCAAACAGGAACCCAAACAGGAACCCAAACAGGAAUCGAAAGAGGAGCCCAAACCAGAGUCCAAAUCAGAACCGAAGAUCCAGCCUAAACGGGAGGAAAAACCCCUGCCUCCUACUCCGGAGGAGCUGGAGGAAAGGAGAAAGCAGGAAGAGGAAGCACGUAAAGCGCGCGAGGCACUGGAGUUGCAGCGGCUGGAGAGAAAGAAGGCGCGCCAGCAGCAGAUUGCGCGAACCAUUGCAGAACAGGAAAGAAAGAGGAACGAAGAGCUGCGUGCUGCCGCCAUGGAGGAAGAGCGGCGAAAACAGCAGGAAGAGCAGGAGCGCGCCCAGAAAUUACAGGAAGAACAGCAGCGGGCUCAGCAGGAGGCCGAGAAACAGAACAUGGAACGCAAGCAGUAUAUUCGCAGCUACUAUCCAUAUGGAUUGAAAAUUGCGAGAUUCGAUGCAGAUCGUACAGAGACAGAUAUAUCGCAAUAUCUUCCGCUGUACGUGUUCAAUUUGGGCGGUGAAAGCUAUUUGGUUGAUUUGCAGGCGAUACUGAUCUUGGGGACAGAGGACUUUUACCACGAGAAUGGCGAGCUAGAGAGAAAACCGCUCACUAAAGCAGAAAAAGCGCGUGUGUGGAACAUCUUUUGGCCAAUGAUUGGCAUGUUCCUGAAGGGCAGCAGUGUACAGCUUCAAGAGCUCAGAAAGAUGUAUGAGCAUGAGGAGAAGAAUUUUGAGGAGCUAGUACUCAACUGGAUCAAAUUGAGCGACUUCGACAAAAUCCUACAGAAAUCAAAGUAUGCCGUUGUCAAACAAAUUUACGAGAAGUCUGCAUGCUGCAAAGUGUCGCCCGUCGAGCACAAAGAGCAGACCGUGACUCCACCAAAAAACGAGAUAAACAAACUUACGACGGAGCGUGCCUUGCCUCUUCGUCUCGGGCCGAAAGCCAAAGCAGUCCUACAAACGUUCGACAGGAAAUUGUGGUAA
Ogataea angusta is the source of this 2406-nucleotide messenger RNA. RefSeq lists its product as uncharacterized. Bases 1 to 2406 code for a protein of 801 amino acids. Gene Ontology annotation, molecular function: protein binding. NCBI's taxonomy places the organism in Eukaryota, Fungi, Ascomycota, Pichiomycetes, Pichiales, Pichiaceae. The record is from RefSeq and is a predicted model, not a curated record. The transcript has a single exon.